AUGUCCCCGCACGCAGAUUCUCUUCACCACAGGCGUGUUUGGUGGAAGGAAGCCACCUUCUACCAGAUCUAUCCGGCCUCCUUCAAGGACAGCAACGGUGAUGGCUGGGGUGACAUACCAGGCAUCCUCCAGAAAAUUGACUACAUUGCCUCCGUUGGAGUAGACGUGGUAUGGAUUUCACCCAUGUUCGACUCCCCCCAGAUUGAUAUGGGGUACGACGUCUCUGAUUACGAAGCGGUAUAUGCACCAUACGGGCGCGUGGAGGAUGUUGUGGAGCUCGUUGAGGCGUGCCACAAGAACCACAUGAAGAUCAUACUGGACUUGGUAGUCAACCACACGAGUGAUCAGCAUGCCUGGUUCAAGGAGAGUAGAAGCUCCAAGGACAACCCGAAGCGCGACUGGUACUUCUGGAGACCUGCACGCCAUGACGAACAGGGGAAUCGCAUACCACCGACCAACUAUCGUUCCUAUUUCGCAGGCGGGACUUGGACCUGGGACGAGCAUACGCAGGAGUACUAUCUUCACCUAUACGACAAAUCACAGCCGGACUUGAACUGGGAAAAUGAAGAUUGCCGCCGGGCGAUCUACAACUCCGCAAUGCGCUUCUGGCUCGACAAAGGCAUCGAUGGUUUCCGUGUUGAUACAGUGAACAAGUACUCCAAGGUGCUGCCGUUCACUGAUGCACCGGUAACAGAUCCUACAAGCGAUAUACAGCCUGCCGCACAAAUGUGGUGCAAUGGCCCACGCAUCCAUGAGUUCAUCAAGGAGAUGAAUCGCGACGUAGUCUCACAGUACCGCACCUAUGACGGCCAGCCUAUAGUCACAGUCGGUGAGCUUUCGUUGUGUUCACAUCCUGAAUCCGUUGUUCCAUACGUCAGCGCAUUGGAGAAAGAGCUCGACAUGGUGUUCCAGUUCGACAUUACACACCUUGGUCAAGGCCCACCAGGCUGCAAUGACAAGUACGAUACAGCCGAGUGGAAGCUUCCAGAGAUGAAGCGCAUCGUGGAGAAGUGGCAGUGUUUCAUCGAAGGUACGGACGCGUGGACAACCGUCUUCAACGAAAACCACGACAAUGGACGCAGUAUAUCGCGCUUUGCCAACGACGCGCCGGAGUGGCGAGAACAGAGCGCGAAGAUGCUCGCACUAUGGUUGAUUGGUCAAACGGGCUCGCUCUUCUUGUACCAAGGCCAGGAGAUUGGCAUGAUCAAUGCGCCAAAGGAGUGGAAUAUGCAAGAGUACAAGGACGUGGAAUCGCAGAACUACUGGGCUGAAGCAGUGCGGUUGGCGGAGAACGGGACGGAUCCCACACGCAAGGAGAGGAUAGCACAUGGGCUGCAGCUAAUGGCCCGCGACCAUGCGCGGUUGCCUUUUCAGUGGGAUGAUAAUGUGAAUGGUGGGUUCUCGACUGGAGAGCCUUGGAUGAGGGUGCAUGAUGCCUACAAGGGUGUCAACGCCGCGAGCCAGGAGAAGGAUGCAGAAAGCGUGCUAUCGUUCUAUAAGCGGGUACUACGACUGAGAAAAGAGCACAAGGACGUCUUCGUGUACGGCACAUUCGAGCUUCUAGAUCCCGAAAACCUGGGCACGUUCGUUUACACGAAGCGGUAUCAGGAGAAGACUGCUCUGGUUGUACUUAACUUCACAACGACAUCGCAGUCACCACCCGACACAAAAGAUAUGAAGUUGCUUGUAAGCUCACACCCAAAGACGACCGCAGACAUACUGCAGCCGUUGGAAGGGAGGAUAUACACCAAUUAUAAGCUGUAG
This is a messenger RNA of Cucurbitaria berberidis CBS 394.84, 1764 nucleotides long. RefSeq names its product glycoside hydrolase family 13 protein. The record is from RefSeq and is a predicted model, not a curated record. The coding region runs from base 1 to 1764 and encodes 587 amino acids. Lineage: Eukaryota; Fungi; Ascomycota; Dothideomycetes; Pleosporales; Cucurbitariaceae. Gene Ontology annotation, molecular function: alpha-amylase activity. The transcript has a single exon. Gene Ontology annotation, biological process: oligosaccharide catabolic process.